CUGGGGAUCGAAACUGCAACCCAGUUGCUUUGUGUUGUUAAGUUUGAAGUAAACAAAUUCAAAAAAUGAGUGAACUGGAACAGUUGAGGCAGGAAGCUGAACAGCUACGGAAUCAGAUCCAGGAUGCUAGGAAAGCAUGUAAUGACGCAACGCUUGUUCAGAUCACAUCAAAUAUGGAUUCUGUGGGUCGGAUACAAAUGCGAACAAGACGUACACUGAGGGGGCACCUCGCUAAGAUCUACGCCAUGCACUGGGGCUAUGAUUCAAGGCUACUAGUCAGUGCUUCCCAAGAUGGAAAAUUAAUUAUUUGGGAUAGCUAUACAACAAAUAAGAUGCAUGCUAUUCCCCUGAGGUCCUCCUGGGUGAUGACCUGCGCCUACGCUCCCUCGGGAAAUUACGUGGCCUGUGGAGGACUGGACAACAUCUGCUCCAUAUAUAACUUAAAGACCAGAGAGGGGAAUGUGAGAGUGAGCCGAGAGUUGCCGGGUCACAUAGGCUACUUGUCCUGCUGUCGUUUUUUAGACGACAGCCAAAUUGUUACAAGUUCAGGAGAUACAAAUUGUGCUUUAUGGGACAUUGAAACUGCCCAGCAGACCACCACAUUCACUGGGCAUUCUGGAGAUGUGAUGAGUCUUUCUCUGAGUCCUGACAUGAGAACUUUUGUUUCUGGUGCUUGUGAUGCCUCUGCCAAGUUAUGGGAUAUUCGAGAUGGAAUGUGUAGACAGUCUUUCUCUGGACAUGUGUCAGAUAUUAAUGCUGUCAGUUUUUUUCCGAAUGGAUAUGCCUUUGCCACUGGCUCCGAUGAUGCCACUUGCCGCCUCUUUGACCUUCGUGCAGACCAGGAGUUAUUAUUGUAUUCUCAUGACAAUAUUAUCUGUGGAAUCACCUCUGUAGCCUUCUCAAAAAGUGGGCGCCUCCUGUUAGCUGGUUAUGAUGACUUUAAUUGUAAUGUAUGGGACACACUGAAAGGAGAUCGUGCAGGUGUUCUUGCUGGUCAUGACAACCGUGUCAGCUGUUUGGGUGUAACUGAUGAUGGCAUGGCUGUGGCAACAGGCUCUUGGGACAGUUUUCUUAGAAUCUGGAAUUAACACUGCAUACACACAAUUUUGCUGUUCUCUGUUGAUAUCUGGAGAAAUCAGUGCUAACAGCCUAUAGCUGUGAAAAAAAUUCUACCUUAUAUUUGCAGUUGAAGAUUUUUCUAUUGAGAUUACUAUAUACAAAAAGGAGCUUUCAGUAAACUACAAAACAGAAAAAUGAUGAAACAAACAAAACAAAAACAAGGCAAAGGUGCUUGCUGAGAUCAAAAGGACCAGUGUAUUGAGUUGAGCUAAUUUAACCUUGAUGAAUUUUUGCUUUUACUCUGCCUAAUUCUGUUUACUUUGUGUAGAACAAAAUGUACACAUUAUAGCAACCUGUCAUGUCUGUGUUUGUAUUUUUUAAGAACUUCAUUUUUAACUUUCUAUACACCAGAAAUGUCACAUUUUUUGAGUUUUGUAAUGGAGGAACCAGGCACAGUAAUAGAUGAAAGUAAUACCAUAUGUGUCUGUCAUUAUGUUUGAAGAGUCUCCUUGAAUUCCGACCUCCCUCUUUGAUCUAAGAGAGAUCCGGGUUGCUUAAUGCUUUAAGAAUGCUGACAGGUAGGUCCCUCAGGGGAGCCCUUUUGAAUAUGUUUCUGGUGCAUCCUUUGCCAUCCUGUCCAUUUAAGUGCCAUUUUCAGUCCUUUGAGGGGAAGAUAACCUGAAGGCUAGGAAAUAACUUCACUCUGCAACUUAAGACAUAUGUAAGAAACAUUACAUUAAUAGGUAGCAAUAAUUGCAUGUAAAUGAUUCUUGACAUUUUAAAAGGCAGAUUAUGAUCAAAUGACACUGUACUCUAGAUAGCGGGGCUUUCCUAUUGAUUUCAUCUUCUAGAACUGAGUUUGCAGAGUAUAUUCCUUAUUCCAGGACAUUAAUGAAUGUUUGGAUUGUCCUUGCAUCUGAAGAAUUUCCCCCCAUGUUCUCAGUAUGCAUCUAGAUCUAAGGAAAUAGGAUGGCCUUAUGUUUUGAAAGAAGUGUAAAAUCUAACCAGUCACUAGACCUGAGUAGUUAUAGUUGUGACAAGGUGGCUUUAUGAAUUUAUGUUCACAUAUAUAAAAUCUGAAUUGAUGUAGACUGUGCGUUCAGAUUUAAAAAAGGAAACAUUUAAGCUCUUGCUCUUCUGUAACAUUUCUUUCUUCAGCACAAAAUACUGGUUUCUAAGUGGUGUGGCUCUACUUUAAAGAAUGGCCAGAUCCAAGUGACUCAUUUUAAAGCCAAAAGGAAAAUUGCAAGAGCAGCUCUUUAAAAAGUCAGAGGAAGAUGCUAAGCAAUUCAUUCCUCAGCUUGUCAAGGAUAUAAUAAUGUGUUGUCUGUUACUAGAAUGGGCCUCCUGGGAAGAUACUCUCCCACUUGGAUUUUCUCCUACAAAUAAAUCUAAAUGAUUGACAAUGGAAGACUGUUAGUCUUGCUUGAUGGUGAAGUCAUGGGCUGUUCUGAUGUAUUGUAGAAGUGCAUUGUGUUUUGUUAAAUCAGUAAACUGUGUCAAUUACUGACUGUUAAAUCAGUAAACUGUGUCAACUGUGCUG
Molecule: messenger RNA, 2602 nt
Organism: Miniopterus natalensis
Lineage: Eukaryota; Metazoa; Chordata; Mammalia; Chiroptera; Miniopteridae
Gene: GNB4
Product: G protein subunit beta 4
Biological process (GO): signal transduction
Molecular function (GO): protein binding
Source: RefSeq, a predicted model, not a curated record